GUCUUAAUGUGACGUCAGGAAAACGGUCAGUAUAUAUACAAAAUAAUUUUCCUGUUGGCGGUGUUUUGUUUCGGGUAGUUGAAGGACAACAAUCAAGGAAGAUGAAGGUGUUCUAUUUUGUUUGUGCUCUGAUUGUCGGUAUUCAAGCUGGUACCAUACCCAGCUACAUCAAAAUAUGCAAGAGGAACGACCCGGCUGUGGUAAAAUGCAUCAAAACGUCAAUCGAAGCCAUUAGACCAAAGCUAAUGAGUGGAAUCCCGGAAAUUGGAGUGCCAGCAAUUGAACCAAUAACACUCGAAAAAAUCGAAAUCAUUCCUGCAAGCAACGGUAUCAAGGCUGAAUUGAAGAAUGUUGUGGUUCACGGGGCUGGCAACUUCCAACUUACAAAACUGAAAUUGGACAUCCCCAAACAAACAUACCACUUUGGUAUUAAAAUCCCGGAGCUGAAACUAUCCGGAGACUACGACAUCGAUGCCACCAUUGUUGGAACACCAAUUAGGGGAAAGGGCAAAUUCACAGCUGAUGCCACCAAAAUUGAAGGCUACGGUAUCUUAAGAGGAGAAAUUGCCCAAGGAAAAGGUCACUCCUACCUGAAAUUCAACGCCUUGGAUUUGGCACUGAAAAUUGACGACUACAAUCUCAAUUUCGACAAUCUCUUCAACGGCGACAAAGUUUUAAGUCAAGCGUUGCAAGAUUUGAUCAGGGACAACAAGAAGCAACUCCUCGAAAACUCAAUUCCGUUCAUCCAGACGAGACUUUCUGAUUUCUUCGUCGACGCCGCCAACAAAGUGACAGAAAAUCUCGACUACGAAGAAGUAUUUCCAGAAAAACUGAUUUAUAUACAACUAAUUUUCACUUUCAUUAGCUACAUAGAUUUUAAAGGCGACACAAUGUGGUGGUACAGUUGCCUCUUAAUUUUAAGUGGUUGUGGUUUCAUUAAGAUAACCAGGACAACUGAAAUACCCGAUUAUAUCCACAUUUGUAAAAGGUCUGAUCCGAAACUGACGGAAUGUAUUGUCGAAGCUGUGGACUCUCUGAUGCCGAAACUUCAAGUAGGCAUACCAGAAAUUGCGGCUCCACCAAUUGAACCUUUUCUUUUAAAUAACAUAACUAUAUUUAGUGGGGAAAACGCUGCUGACUUCAAAGCUAAUUUGUACAAUGUAAGGGUUAAAGGAGUCAGCAACUUCCACAUUGAUCGUCUUAGGAUAAGUCUAGGCGAAACUCUUGUAAUAAGAUGUAGCUUGUCGUUUCCCCUGUUAGAUAUUUUAGCUGAUUAUGACAUUAGUGGUAGGAUAAUAUUCUUGAGACUGGAAGGAAAUGGUAAAUUCGUUGGAAAUGCAACAAAUGUCGACGCCAAAACCAUCAUGAGAGCGGAAGUCGUCCAAAAUGGAGACCACAGACAAAUGAAAUUUAAAUCCAUGGAUGUUAGGAUUAAAGUGGGAGAUUACAAUGUUGUUUUAGAAAAUUUAUUUGGUGGUGACCCUAUUUUAGGGAGAGCAACGAACGAAGUCAUUAACGAAGCCAAAGAUGAAAUGUUGGGGGUUGUUAUACCUUUAUUGGAGAAGGAAUUUGCCAAAAUUAUAGUAGAUUUUGCUAACAGAAUUACAGAAAAGUUUGACUACGACGAAAUAUUUCCAGAGAAAUAAUUCACAUUCCUAAUAUUUGUGUUCUGUACUUAAUUAUACGCUUCAAUUAAAAAAAACUGGUAAAUAAAAUAAGGAUUUAUUUAA
Messenger RNA from Aethina tumida (small hive beetle), 1730 nucleotides. RefSeq lists its product as uncharacterized. The record is from RefSeq and is a predicted model, not a curated record. The coding region runs from base 102 to 1646 and encodes 514 amino acids. The transcript has 10 exons. NCBI's taxonomy places the organism in Eukaryota, Metazoa, Arthropoda, Insecta, Coleoptera, Nitidulidae.